Erinaceus europaeus (western European hedgehog) is the source of this 2298-nucleotide messenger RNA. Its product is annotated as nuclear RNA export factor 3. Bases 203 to 1921 code for a protein of 572 amino acids. Gene Ontology annotation, cellular component: nucleus; cytoplasm. NCBI's taxonomy places the organism in Eukaryota, Metazoa, Chordata, Mammalia, Eulipotyphla, Erinaceidae. The transcript is spliced from 21 exons. The record is from RefSeq and is a predicted model, not a curated record. Gene Ontology annotation, molecular function: protein binding; RNA binding. Gene Ontology annotation, biological process: poly(A)+ mRNA export from nucleus.
CACAGUCUUUUACUUUCCUUGGCAGAUCUCUCCUUAGUCUUUUCUGAAUUUCCAGCUCAAGAUUCUACAUAUUAUCUACACAAGAACUUUCUGAAGACCUUGACGAAUACUUGGAAGCCACACACUAUGGGUGAGUUGCAAUAUUAACACCUCACCAAGAAGAUCAAGAUGCUCGGGUAACUACCGAAGGAGAUAUAACAAUAUGUCUGGACAAGUCAGUUCUGGAGUUCAUCCUUCAACUAACCAGCAGCAAGCUGGACAUGCUGCAGCCAGUGGUGCUCAUGUUGACAGACAAGUGAGAUACACUCCCUAUGCCAUUCCAUUCUAUCGUCAUAGAAGCCGUAGAGAGAACAUGGAGGGAAAUAAAAAACCCCAGGAGCAAGGAAUGGAGGGAAAUGGGCAGGAUAAACCUUCCAGAAGCUGGUUCAAGAUCUCGAUUCCAUUUGGCAUAAAGUAUGAUGAAAAGUGGCUGCUCAGUGUGAUUCAGAAGCAGUGCAAUGCCCCUUUCACUCCAGUUGAGUUUCACUAUGAAAAAAUGGAGGCCCAGUUUUUUGUGGAGGGUGCUAGUGUUGCCUUUGAAUUGAAGAAUAUCAGUGGAAGGUUGUUGGAUGAGGACAAUGAAAAGAUAUCUAUACUUGUCAGUGCCUCUGAGAUACCCCACUCUGUGCAAAGACAACCACAGUCAGAAAUGGUGGAGAUGACAAAGCCGAACACGGACAAAAUCUGUGAUAUUUCCCAGCUAUCUCUUGACAUCCAGAGACUGUGCUUUGACCCUGGGAUGGAUAGUGGCAGCGGUCCUAAAGCAGACUGGACAACUGAUAAUACUGCAAUAGCACCAGAACCUAGAGACUACAAGGCUGCCUCCCUGCAGAACCAUGAAGCUAGCAUGAUGAAGCUUUUGCCCUCAAAGCUGUCCAACACUAUACAGAAUGUCUCCAUUACUGAGAACCUGGAUGUCUCCAAAUAUAAGAUGAAGCCUGCAGUAGAGUUGGGAAGAGAAAAAGGGCAGGGAUCAGAAGAGAUGUGCACAGAGAAAGCCUCCCUGAGCACUACCUUCCCAGAUAAGUGUAGUGGAAUAAGUAGCUCUGUCCUGGAAAUGUUCCCCAAGUUACUAUGCCUGGGUGGACAAUAUUCACUCUCAGCAAGUAACUUUUGCACUGAAGUUUAUAAGACACUACCAACUUGCAAGGGAGGCUUCCUUGGAACUGAUGCCCUGAAGGAUCUAGUCCUACAAUUCCUGCAGCAGUAUUAUUCCAUCUAUGACUAUGGAGACAGGCAGGGUCUUCUUGCUGCUUACCAUGAAAAAGCAUGCUUCUCUUUGUCCAUUCCUUUCAAUCCUAAGGACCCAACUCUGAGCUGCUUGUAUGAGCUCUACAAGGACAGCAGAAAUAUGAAGAAGCUUACGGACCCCUACCUGCGGGUUCAGCUACUGAAAUACACAAAGCAUGACAUUGUACGCUCCCUCUGCAUGUUGCCCAAAACUCAGCAUGAUCUCAGCUCCUUUGUGGUGGACAUGUGGGUCCAGACGGAAACUAUGUUCUGCUUUUCUGUCUAUGGGAUCUUCAAGGAAGUGGAAGGAGAAUAUCAGGGUUCUGUUCGUGCUUUCACACGAACCUUCGUCACUACCCCUGAGAGCCAUACCAGUCUAUGUAUCAUGAAUGAUGAACUGUCUGUGAGGGUUGCCACCCCCAGUGAGAUCCAGAGAACCUUCUCCAUGCUAAUGCCAACACCCACACUCAUCCUCUCCCAGGAGCAGCAGAAAAUGGUGCAGGCUUUCUCCAUCCAGUCUGGAAUGAAUCUCCAGUGGUCUCACAAGUACCUUCAUGACAGUGACUGGGACUACAAUAGGGCCAUACAGGCUCUUUCACUGCCCAAGCAAGGCAAGGUGAAGGACUUCAGAAGAGGCCCUCACACAGACUGAGACAAGGUCCUGAGGACACAGCCCCCAAGAAAGCCUGAACAUCCUCAUCUUCAUACUCAUCAUACUGAUUGUAGUUUUCCUCUCAAUAUGAGUGCAUUCCUGUAACAAAGAGAAACGUUGGCUUGGGGCUAGGAAACUAACUCUAAAAUGAUACUAAUUUUCCCUAAGAGUCAGUUGCUCUGUGUAUAUGUUCUACCCAGAUUCUUUUUUCCCCUGACUUUAAAGCAUGGCAUUAUAGCAUUCACAGAGGUGUGUUAGAGCACAAGACUUGUUAUAGUUUUAAUUUCAGCAUCACAUAUAUAAGGAUAGUGCUCUGUUAUAUUUUCCUUUCACUCUCAUUCUCUCUUGCAAUAAAUAAAUAGAUAUUUACAAACUAA